AAGAGGAGAGAGAGAGAAAGAUCCGAUACCCACUUUCGUCUCCCCGGAUCCCGCCUCGCUGUCCUCGCCGCCGCUCUCGCCGCUCGCUGAUCGCCGAUCUCCGAUCGCCGUUAUCCGGUGAAGAAACUUCGUCUUCUACGACGCUGCAAGUAAUCAUAGACUUUGUUCAAGUGAAAAGGAAGUUCUUUGAAGUGAAAAGGAGAAAAGUGAUAAUGACAUAUUGGUGGAGAAGAAGAUAUGGUAAUUAGUAAUUACCAUAACUUCUAGUCCUUUUCUAGGUCGCUUCUUCAAUUCUUACACAAUUUUCAGCGUGAAAUUUCCUCGAUUAUCUCUUAGCGAUUGCUGAAAGGGAAGAAAGAAUAGCGUUGUUUUCCAGCUGAUUGAGUAGUUUCGUCUUCAGAAGAAGAGUUCGCAGCAGGCUUUGUGAUUCAAACAACCGAUUGAACAUCUCUAAGACCGGGAUUCAGCAUAACUAAGCAUGCCUGUCUGAGGGACUAUUGAAGAUUCUUUAUAUGCACUGAUCUACGAACAAAUGGACUCAGACUUAGUUGGAAUGGAUUCGAACAAUUGGCGAUCCACCCAAGGCGGUGAGCCUGCUGUUGAUACUGGUGAUUGGAGGUCUCAAUUACCACCUGAUUCAAGGCAACGGAUUGUGAAUAAGAUAAUGGAUACUCUGAAGAGGCAUCUUCCCUUUCAUGGGCCAGAUGGUCUUCAAGAACUCAAGAAAAUUGCUAUAAGAUUUGAGGAGAAGAUCUACUCUGCUGCCAUAAGCCAGACGGAUUAUCUGAGAAAAAUAUCACUGAAAAUGCUAACGAUGGAGACAAAAUCUCAAAAUAGCAUGGUGAAUCCUGCACAACCUACUUCUGCCAUCAGUAAUAACAAGAAUCCUCAAGAUCCAGGAUCACACAGUAUGCAGUCUCAGGCCGGAAACCAAGGGCAACAAAUGCCCAUGCCGAUGGGAAACAACCAGGUUCAAGCACGACAACAGCUAAUAUCCCAGAACAUUCAGAAUAACAUUGCGCCAGGUGGAGUUCAACAAGGUUCGUCCGGAUUAACAUCAGGAAUGACUUCCAUCAAUGGUCUACCCUCUACCAACAUGCCAAAUGUGGCCUCCCAAAAUCCUAACAUUCAAAACAUGCAAAACAUGUCUGGAGUUCAACAAAAUUUGGUGGGAAAUACGAUGGGGCAAGGGAUUUCAUCAAAUAUGAUGGUGAAUUCGCAGCAGAGGCAAAUGCAAGGAGCGGGGAGGCAACAGAUAAUGCCCCAACAGGCGCAACAGCAGCAACAACAACAGCAGCAGUCUCAGAAUUAUCUAUACCAGCAGCAGUUGCAGCAGCAACUUAUGAAACCGAAAUACCAAGGGAACUUAUCCCAUUCGAGCAUGCAAUCUCACGUGCAGCAACAGCAGUCCCAGCAACAACCCAACAUAAUGCAGUCGUCUUCUCAGCAGCAAGUUAUGCAGCCUUCGACCAUACAAUCGGGUUCUUUAUCUGGUCUUCAACAGAAUCAACAGAUUUCUGUUCAACAGCCUACACAGACCGGGCUACAGCAAAAUUCACAAGCGGUCUUCAGGCAGCAGCAACAGCAGAAUUCAAUGAUUCACCAACAGCAGCAGACUGGGCAGCCAAUGCAGCAACAUCAGCUAAUUGGGCAACAGUCAAAUGCAAACAAUAUGCAACAACAACUAACUGGUCCGCAGAAUAACAUUUCUGAUAUGCAACAACAACAGCAGCAGCAAAGGAUGCUCAGUCAGCAAAAUAAUCUUCCCAAUAUGCAGUCGCAACAACAGCUUAUGAGCCAGACCAAUAAUCUCUCAAAUGUGCAUCACCAGUCAAUGGGUUCUCUAAAUAAUGUUGUUGGAUUACCACAACAAUCUCUUGUUACUCAGCCGGGUAGCUCAAAUUUGCAGACUAAUCAGCAUUCUUUACCAAUAAUGCAACAGCCUAAAAUCCCUCUUCAGCAACAAAGCCAGCAGGGUAACACAACAUUGUUGCCAAACCUGGGUGGUCAGACAUCACAGCAGCAGACAUCAUCACAACAAUCAAUGGCUCAGAUUCAGUCUCAAACUGGGCAGUUGCAACAACAGUUAGGCAUGCAACAGCAGUCUAGUUCUGUACAAAGAGAUAUGCAGCAAAGGCAUCAAACGUCUGGCCCUUUGCUUCAACAGCAGAAUAUGAUUGAUCAGCAGAAACAAAUAUUUCAAUCUCAACGGGCUGUCUCUGAGGCAUCAUCAACUUCUUUGGACUCCACAGUUCAGACAGGAACUGCAAAUAGUGGAGAUUGGCAAGAGGAAAUAUUUCAAAAGGUUAAAUCCCUGAAGGAGACAUAUUUACCAGAGCUGGCUGAAAUGUAUCAGAAGAUUUCUUUCAAGUUGCAGCAGCAUGAUCCUCAACCUCAGCAACCUAAAAAUGAACAAGCUGAGAGGCUCAAAAUAUUCAAGACCAUGUUGGAGCGAAUUAUUUCGGUGCUGCAGAUUACCAAAAACAAUAUUUCGCUUAGUUACAGGGACAAACUGCCUUCUUAUGAAAAACAAAUAAUAAAUUUUCUGAAUUCAAAUAGGCCUCGUAAACAGGGUCCCAUCAUGCCGCAAGGUCAACAGCUUGGCCAAUCUCAGAUGCAAUCCAUGCAGCAACAGCAUUCUCAAAUGCAGCCACAUGAGAAUCAAAUGAACACCCAGCAGCUUCAACAGAUGAGCAUGCAAAAUCCCAUAACAGCAAUGACAGGCCUUCAGCAGAAUCCUAUGCCGCCAUCUUUAACAGGCAUUCAGAAUUCAUUACAGCCUAGUUCCAAUGAUUCAGGCCAAGGUAAUCACCUAAAUAAUAUGCAGCAGCCCGUCUCUGUCGGAUCUUUGCAGCAAAAUCCUAUGAGUGUUGUUCCCCAACAAGUUAACAUGAACAACGUGCUUCAGCAGAACCUCUCAUCAGUCGUUCAGUCAAAUGCUUCCGGUCUUCCAUCCCAGCAUAUAAAACAAGAACAAAAUAUGUUACAGAAUCAACAGCCAAUGAAGCAACAACAGCAACGUCAGAUUCAGCAACAGUUGAUGCAGAGACAAUUGUACCAGCAGCAGCAACAACAGACACAGCAAAUGAAGCAACAACAAACGGCACAAUUACAGCCCCACCAGAUCUCUCAGCUUCAUCAGAUGUCUGACAUGAGCGACUUGAAGAUCAGACAGCAGUUGGCUAACAAGCAGCAGCAGAGAAGUCAACUACAUCAACAGGUGAAGUCAACUACUAAUUCAUUUCCUAUUUCGUCACCACAGCUUCUUCCGACUGCAUCAUCUCCCCAACUUUUUCAGAAUCCGUCUCCGCAAAUUGAUCAGCAAAACAUGCUGUCAUCUCUUACGAAGACUGGAACCCCUCUUCAGUCUAUAAACUCGCCUUACAUCAUUCCAUCUCCUCCAACUCCUCUUGUUCCAUCACCAAUGCCUGGGGAAUCUGAAAAAGUCGUUAUUACAAAUAUUGGACAUCCUACAGCCCUUUCUUCACAGUCGCUUGCUAUUGGAACUCCUGGAAUAUCUGCAUCCCCUUUGCUCGAGUCCACUAGCCCUGAGAAUCAUGUUAAUCCUUUUGCAGUUGCUUCUGGCAAGUCCAGCAUUACAGAGUUGCCUAUGGAUCGGUUACUUAGAGUGGUAAAGUCGAUGUCGCCAAGUGCAUUGAGUGAUUCCGUGAGGGAUAUCGGCUCAAUUGUCGGUAUGUUUGAUAGGAUAGCUGGAUCAGCACCAGGUAAUGGUUCCCGAGCUGCUGUUGGAGAGGAUUUAGCUGCGAUGACCAAGUGCCGUUUACAAGCAAGGAAUUUUGCAAUGCAAGAUGGAGCUAAUGGCAUGAGGAGAAUGAAGCGAUAUACAACAGCCAACUUUGUGACUGGCUCUGAGAAUUCUGACGCAGAGUCAACUGCUACAUCUGGUGUCAAAUGGCCUCGACUGGCGGCAAAUCAUUCCCUUUUGGAGGAGAUAAGGAAGAUAAAUGAGCGACUUAUAGAAACAGUUGUGGAUAUUAGUGAUGACGAGGAAGUUGAUCCUAUUGCUUCUGCAGCUGCUGCAGCUGAAGGUGGUGAAGGAACUAUAGUUAAAUGCUCUUACGCAGCUGUUGCUCUCAGCCCCACCUUUAAAGCGCAUUAUGCUUCUGCAAAAAUGUCGCAAAUUCAGCCCUUACGUUUGCUUGUUCCCAAUAACUACCCAAAUUGCUCUCCUAUAUUCAUGGACAAGUUCCCAACUGAGCCAAGUAAGGAGAGUGAAGAUUUAUCUGCAAAGACAAAAUCAAGGUUUAGCAUAUCUCUGCGAACCCUUUCACAACCGAUGUCGCUCGGAGAAAUUGCAAAGAUGUGGGAUGUAUGUGCUCGUGCAGUGAUCUUAGAGUAUGCACAACAAAAUGGAGGUGGGAGUUUCAGCUCGAAAUAUGGAUCUUGGGAUAACUGCUUCAGCACAGUGGAAUGAUCGAUUCUUUCACCAAGUUCAGGUUGAAAAAAUUAAACUAUUUAUUAGACUUUGCAUUAUACAGAAAUGUAACAAAGUACAUUAUCUUUUCUGUACCUUAUUUUUCUGUACCUUAUUUUUCUGGAGUGUAGUUUUCAAACUCUAAUGUUUGUGUUAUUGGUUGCAGUAGUAUUGGGGGACAAUGAAAAAAAGUGUUUUACCU
Molecule: messenger RNA, 4637 nt
Organism: Impatiens glandulifera
Lineage: Eukaryota; Viridiplantae; Streptophyta; Magnoliopsida; Ericales; Balsaminaceae
Product: mediator of RNA polymerase II transcription subunit 15a
Exons: 13
Coding region: 533-4435 (1300 amino acids)
Biological process (GO): regulation of DNA-templated transcription
Molecular function (GO): chromatin DNA binding; transcription coactivator activity
Source: RefSeq, a predicted model, not a curated record